UACCACUCCCCUAACUCACACGCACAGCCAUCGAAGGGAGCUUGCUGUGACUGCUCUGAAGUGAAACUAAGCUCAGCCAGGAGAGACGCCAUGGCGAUUGCCGGAGACCUGAGGGUUUUCGCCGCAUUAAACACCCUUCCUAAGAGCCCUUCUAGUCCAACCUUCGUUUUUUCUUCUCCGACUUCGUUCUCCACGAAGAUGCUGUUCAAUGCUGAUUCAGUAAAUUUAUCUUACAAUUUUGUGAACAAGAACAAAAGCCAGCACAUGUUAUCUUUUGAUAAUAACAGACCACAGAAACACCUCUGCUAUGGAAUAAAAUCAGAAACACCUUCAGCAACCAUGAAUCAGGAUGCCGAUCUUUUUCUUCUUAAUGCUGUCAGGAUGAGCUUCCUCGAGCGCCUCGCCCUCGCAUGGAAGAUUUUAUUCCCCACAACUACUGAUCGGAGAAAUUCAAAUGCCAAAAUUGCAAAACAGAGACUCAAGAUGAUUCUCUUUGCAGACAGAUGUGCGGUUAGCGAGGAAGCAAAGCAGAAGAUCGUGAGCAGUAUUAUUAAAGCUUUGUCGGAUUUUGUGGAGAUCGAGUCGCAGGAUAAAGUUCAGCUCAGCGUUUCAACGGAUAUAGAUCUCGGCACAAUGUAUUCUGUCACGGUGCCAGUGAGGCGUGUGAAACCAGGUUACCAACAGUCGGAUGAAGAGUACUCGGGAAUAACCGGGAUAGAGUUCAAGGAUAAAGGUGAAACAUCUGGAUGUGUUGAUGUCAAGUUCGAUUUUUAUGUUCCUGGCAACAAAAUGCGGCGAGUCCCGUAAUAGGUUUUUUCAAAUUUUAAUUUGGGGCAUAUUUAUAUACGUAGCACACAAUUCUUAUGCAUUUACAUGUCU
Molecule: messenger RNA, 879 nt
Organism: Phalaenopsis equestris
Lineage: Eukaryota; Viridiplantae; Streptophyta; Magnoliopsida; Asparagales; Orchidaceae
Product: cell division topological specificity factor homolog, chloroplastic
Exons: 2
Coding region: 91-807 (238 amino acids)
Biological process (GO): regulation of division septum assembly; chloroplast fission; cell division
Source: RefSeq, a predicted model, not a curated record